AUGCUUUUGCCAGUCUUCGCAGUGCUUACAUUGUUUGCUGGAAGUGCAGUUGCCGAAUGCCCAUUCAAGUACCAAAAACCUGACGAUUUAGGGCAUACAGUCGACAAGUAUCCGCAGACUCCCGAUGGAUCCAGCAAAAAGGGUAUCUUCUAUAUGAAUCGCAUUUCGCCGGGAGGCUCACGUCUCUAUGUGGCCAAUUCCGAUGGUAGUAACAUGAAGCCACUCGAGAGCAACAAAACGGCAGGAUUCGACUUGCACCCUUCCUGGUCUCCCGAUGGUCAAUGGGUUGUGUUCACAAGUGAACGUCGUGGUGAUGGACAGGCUGAUAUCUACCGUAUCAAAUCUGACGGCACUGAGCUCAACACUUUGGUGCAGACCGAUGCUUUCGACGAUGCGGGUACGAUAUCUCCCGACGGCACCAAGCUGGCAUAUGUUUCGACACUUGGCAACUUCACGACAAAUAUAUGGGUUAAGGACUUGAGAACAGGUCAAACGCACAAUUUGACGGAUACUGCUGCGACGCGAGGUGACCCUGCGAGUCCUCAAGGGCAUUUUCGUCCAGCAUGGUCGCCUGAUUCAGAGUGGAUUGCCUUCAGCUCCGAUCGAAAUACAGAUUGGACUGGUCAUAGCAACGGAACUGGUUGGGAGCAUACUCAAACGCUCUCGAUCUAUGCUAUUCGACCGAACGGUUCCGAUUUCCGCCGGGUAGUAAGCAAACCCGGCUACUCCCUUGGUACGCCCCAAUGGUCUCCAGAUGGACGCCGAAUUCUUUUCAAUGUUGUUCGCACCGAAGACACGUAUAAUGCACAUGGAAUCUCGAGCUCAGUAGCAAGGGUCACUGGCCAGGUUGCUAGCGUGGAUUUCCAUACCGGCCGUGAUAUUGUCGUAUACACAUCUGGGGAUCACUUGAAGGUCGGCCAACACUGGAUCGGCAACAGCAGUAACAUCGGCUAUUUGAUCAAGGGUGGGGACAAUGAAGGUAUUAACUACACCUUGCCUGACUCCACUCAUAGCGCAUUCAACUUAACCUAUCUACGGGAUCCAUCUUGGUCGCCAGAUGGCACAAAGCUGGUUUUUGAAGUACUGUCAUGGGAUGUACGCUCUGCCGGCAAGCAGCUCUUCAGCUGGGAUGAGGAAUGGGAAUAUCGUUUCAUAGAUACGUUCCCACUAUUGAGCAACACGACCGGUCGUAUAGCUUUGACUGAGAAGCAAUUGGGAAACUCGUCAGUGAUAACAUCCACCGGUAACUUGACAGACCAAAUAGACUCUUUCGACGUGUACAAGGUGUGGUCGAGCAAAAACAAGACCAAUGAGGAGUGGGUGGAAACCGGCACCGGCGGUGCGUUCCAACCAACAUGGAACCAAGAUGGCUCACAAAUCGCCGUCGGACUCGGUGUCUGGUUUGCCGGUCGCAACGACGACACAGGAACGAUCUAUCUGGCUAAUACUACUGGAAAUGGCUUCCAAGACUUGACCAAAACACCCUCUACUCUCAACGCUGGCUUUCCAUCUUUUUCACCCAGUGGUAACAAGCUUGUCUACCGUCUCUGGGACGUUACUAGCCAAUCUCCCUUGGGGCUUAGAAUUCUUGAUCUUGAGACAGGCAGAACCACAAAUCUAACUACUGGCUGGGAUAACACGCCGGGGUGGUCGCCAGAUGGCGAGCGCAUUGUCUUUACUCGUCAAGUAAACUGGACGACAGAAUACGGUAGCCGGUGGUAUGCCGACCGCUUCGAUAUCAUGACCAUUCGACCAGAUGGCAGUGACCUGACUCGCAUCCCUGAUAGUCUGGCUAAUGACGCCCAUGCUGUGUGGUCGUAUGAUGGCCGCAUCCUAUGGAGCAGUGGUCAGUACGCCUUCCGUGACGAAUGUAUUCUGUACGAUCAAACCUUUCAGCCAUACGGACAGAUCAUGGUGAUGGAUGCCGAUGGGUCCAACAAGCGCCUCUUGACUGAUAGUAUGUGGGAAGACUCGAUGCCUAUGUAUUUACCGAAGGACGCUCUAUAA
Messenger RNA from Penicillium cinerascens, 2007 nucleotides. RefSeq lists its product as uncharacterized. The coding region runs from base 1 to 2007 and encodes 668 amino acids. The record is from RefSeq and is a predicted model, not a curated record. NCBI's taxonomy places the organism in Eukaryota, Fungi, Ascomycota, Eurotiomycetes, Eurotiales, Aspergillaceae. The transcript has a single exon.